CCCCCCACGCCCCAAACCGCAUAUGCCCCUUUCCCAGUAGUGAAUGUGAAUCUCGCCUCCCGAACCAACCCGGGCUCGCCGCCGCCGGCCGCCGCACCGGCUGCGUGAUGGAGCUCUCGGCUGCUUUCGAGGAGCGCGUCCGGCAGAUGGAGGACGCCCGCAACCACUGCAUGUCCAUCCUCCAGGCCGAGAAGGAGAUUCAGGCCGCCAAGUCCCGCCUCCUAGCCGCCAAAGUCGCCGCCGCCCGCCGCCUCGAACGCCGCCGCCUCCUCCUCGAGCGCCGCGCCGCGGACCUCGCCUCCCGCGCCCUAGCCGCCCGCGCCGACAUCGACGCCGCCCACGCGCGCCGCCUCGUCGUCGCCCGCGACAUCAGCUCGACCAACGGCGAGAUCGAGGAGGCGCAGCGGAAGGCGGAGGAGUGGGACCGCUUCUACGAGUCCAAGAGGAAGGAGAUGGAGGAGUUCCGGGCAAUGUCGCAGCAAUUCGAGGUAAAAACUCGUCAGGAAGUGCAGAGGCUCAAGGCCUCUGUAUCUCAACUGCAGGCCUCCCUGCAAGAGCUGCAGAGCAGCGGGUUGCACUCCGACCACGCCGGGAUCGGGGCUGCGGAAGCCAGGAAGGCCAAACUCAUGGCCAAGAAGGCCAAGCUGGACGAGAACCUGGCUGCUGCCCGACAGUUCAGAGCGCUGCUUCGGCAACAGCUCCAGAAAGCCUUCGCAUCACAGGUUAGGGAUCAAAAGGCAUCACAAAACUGACUGCUAGUAUGUGGUGGUACAACCAAAACGACCUUCACUAGCUAGCUCAAUCGCUACGGAUUAAGGAUGCAAUGCAAGCGUUGCGGGCUAGCGGACAAUAGCGCAGUGUACAAAUGUAGUGUUAAUUUUAGGCAAAUGUUGAGCAAAUUUUGAACUAAGGGAUGGAUGAGUUUCGUGGGACGAAGCGGGCUGCCGCUUGCACCCCUACCACAGAUCGACGAAACGAACUUUAUAUGUCUACAGGCAGAUACAUGGUUUUUAUUUCAGUCUUGUUUAGAACACUGAAAUUCUGUGGAUUCCAAUCUUUGUCACUUGCUGUGCCAGUGGCGUGUGGGUCUGAGACCAAAUAUUGUAGACACAUGUUGUAAUUCAAACGCUAGAAGAUCAACUGCUAAACCAUCCUUGAGGCCACUGUAGCUCAGAGCUUCCUCGGCUUCUCUCUCUAGAUUGGAUGGUCUAAUAGCAUUAACUAUCUUGACUGAAUUGCAUUGGUUCUUCUUGUUCUUCUUU
Molecule: messenger RNA, 1262 nt
Organism: Hordeum vulgare subsp. vulgare (domesticated barley)
Lineage: Eukaryota; Viridiplantae; Streptophyta; Magnoliopsida; Poales; Poaceae
Product: calponin homology domain-containing protein DDB_G0272472
Exons: 1
Coding region: 108-752 (214 amino acids)
Source: RefSeq, a predicted model, not a curated record